This is a messenger RNA of Branchiostoma belcheri (Belcher's lancelet), 3886 nucleotides long. Its product is annotated as cartilage intermediate layer protein 1-like. Bases 344 to 3886 code for a protein of 1180 amino acids. The transcript has 16 exons. NCBI's taxonomy places the organism in Eukaryota, Metazoa, Chordata, Leptocardii, Amphioxiformes, Branchiostomatidae. The record is from RefSeq and is a predicted model, not a curated record.
GGCACAACCUGCCCGAACACCCCAAUACCCCCAAUCACGUAAGACUGGAUACCAGGCUAACAUCGUCCGUAUAUAGCAACGACCAAAUAUUUCAUCCGAAGCGCUUCCACUCAACGUUGUCGUCAUGGGUCUAAUGAACUAACCCCUCUUCUCCUUCCCCCCAUCCCGUUUGCAUGGUUCUAUCACGUACUUGUACCGAAGGGACUUGCCGCUUCGCACCAAUAGGAUUCGAACCCGCGACCCCUAAAUACGUGGUCUAAAGCCAGGGUGCCCGCCAGCGAAACGGAUCCGUCCUCAGAGAGGAGCGCAGAACACCACAUAGAGGACAACGAGCGGAGAAACAAUGGAGACUAUUCUGUUCCUCCUUCUCCUUCCUUGCGCAGCGCUUGGCCAAGGCUGGACGCGCUGGUUUAACGUGGACCACCCUACCGGACACGGUGACUAUGAACGCCUGGAGGCGGUGCGGUACUACCAUCCCGGGGAGGUGUGCGACAGUCCUACCGAGGUGGACGCCAGGACCAUCCUCGGGAUACCUGCAUACAAGACAGGGGAAAGGUUCCACGCCAACCCCGGCAACGGCUUCUGGUGCCUGAACAGCGAACAGCGUGGGAACGAGACCUGCUCGGACUACACCGUACGCUUUUGGUGUAGGGACCUGCCUAGGAAAAAAGUCAAGACUACCACGACUCCAGAAUGGUCUGCCUGGAGCGAGUGUGGAGCCAGAAGUGGCCGCUGUGGCGCCAAAAAACUGCAGACGAGACAACGUAAGCAGUGUUUCCAAAGUGAAGUGAAGUGCUCUGGGCCCGUGGUGCAAGCGCGCAUUUGUGGCAGGGUUAAAUGCUCCCCUAUAGACGGUGGCUGGACGGACUGGGGAGAGUGGUCCACCUGCACGGCUAAGUGCGGGGGAGGGGUGGAGGAGCGGCGCCGGACAUGUACCCAGCCUGCACCGCGGCAUGGCGGGAAACAGUGCGACGGGGCCAGCUCACAGCAGAGGGCAUGCGCAGACUGGAAAUGUCCAGACUGCUCCAGGCAAUGCACCAUGGGUACUCUCAGCGUGGACUGUGACUUCUGCGAGUGCCCUGGUCACGUGAUGAAGGGCAGGGUCACUGACCCCAACAAGCGUCCUGUGGAGAAGGCGCGGGUGUAUCUGGCUGAGAAGCCGUACGAACCGGUCACAGUAACGGACGACAAGGGACGGUUCCAGAUCGAAGACGUGUGCUCUAACGGUGAAGAAGUUCUGAUCAAGAAAGACAAGUAUGUCCCACUCCGGGUCCGGGCACAGACCAUGCGGCCCACCACGUCAGAGGUCCGCGCCGUCCUGUUUCCCUCAGGUAAACCGACCAUAAUGCGCCACCCUCAGAACAAGGCCCGGUUUGUGGGUGACAGUGUUACGUUCUGCUGCGAUGCGAAGGGAGAUCCACCCCCUACGAAAUAUGAAUGGUUCAAGGACGGCAAACUCAUGGACAAGUCCAAGUCCAACUACACGACGUUACAGCUGCCUGACGUCACGUCACGUGACGCGGGCGUGUACCGGUGCAGAGCGACGUCAGAAUCCGGAUCAGUGUUCUCCGGAAAGGCUACUCUAACGGUCAGAGAAAAGUCGGAGGGUGCGUGUAACCCGACACCGGGCGACCAUUUCAUCAAGCUGCCUGACGACUGUUACCAGGAGGAGACCGGCGGUUACUAUGCCAACGUGGGGAAGUGCGAGGCCGAGCCCUGCCGAGGGGAGGCGAGCUCAGCGGGAUGUAAGGAAGAAGUCGAGUAUUGCUGCGGCACCAUCAUGUUCGAGCAGAAGACGCUGUUCUGCAAGGACUACCAGUUACCGAUCCGCGUGGCGAAAACCUGCGGCUGCCGGUACUGUGUCCGCCCGAAGAUCACCAUCCGAGGCCGCGCUAUCGCCGGGGACGACGGGGAACCGCUUCGCUUCGGGCUGAUCUUCAAGGGGAAAGAGAGAGUCGCCUUCACCGGGUUUCACGGUACCUUCUCUUUUGACAUUCCCAGCGACACAGACCGAUUGGCGGUAACCUUUGUCGAUCGUUCUGGAAAGUUCAUAGACUCUACAAAAAUCCUCCCAUUCAAGAAAAAGGGUGGCGCAAUCUUCCACGUUGUGCGGCUUCAAAGAAAAGCGCCGCCGAUCGAAAUCAAUUCAGACGAAGAAGUCACCAUUGAACUCAGCGAUGUGAAAGACAGAGACCCGGUCGCGGAAUUGGACAUUCCCCCAGAAAGGUUCUUCACAAGCGACGGGAGGAAAUAUCGAGGAAAAGUCAAGGCCAGCAUCACUUUCUUGGACCCGCGAAACACCUCGAAUUUCCAGCAAGCGCAGAGCGACUUGAAUUUCAUCGACAGCGAAGGCGAGAACUUUCCUCUGCGGACAUUUGGGAUGUUCGACAUGGACUUUCGUGACGAGCAAAACAGUAAACUCCAAGUUGGCGGCAAGGUAGAUUUCUUCCUGGAUCCCUCUCAGUUCAACCUGCACCCGGAUACAAACUUGGAGGACAUCAAGUUGUGGUCUAUGAAUCCGGAGACGGGACUUUGGGAGGAAGAGGUGGGAUUCAAACCCCAGACCGUCAAGAGAAGAAAACGCGAAUCGCGUGUGUUACUUGUCGGGAACACAGAAAUGAGGGAAAACAGGUUGUUGAACUUUGACAUGCCGACGAAGCGACGGUGUUGGGCUAAAGUUCGCGCCUUCAAUGAUGAAAACUUUGAGAAGAUGGGUCAAGUAGAGGGCGUGACCGUGACCUUGAUUAACCUUGAUCCUAAGGAAGGGUACAGCGCGCCGCCGCCAUCUUGGGGGCGGUUUGAAAGCGCGGUGACGGGCCCGAAUGGCGCGUGCGUGUUCGCGUUCUGUGAUGACCAACGCGCCGACGCCUACACCGGACAGAUCAUCGCGGAAAUCGACGAAGAAAUUCUAGCGGCCGCUCCUUCCAACCCCGCCGACGCCGACAUGAUCGGAAUCACUCGGGACGUCCUGACGCAUCUCGACUACAAGCGAAGCGACCACGACGACCCGAAAGCCAAGCCGAACGCCAUCUUCACCAAUCUGCCGAAGCCCGGGCCUAACGCCGUGUGGUACGGACAGGGGCCUCUCUAUCCUUGGGACGACAAGGAGACAUGUGAAAACGCGAAAUAUGAGGACAAUCACUUCAGGUUCUACCGUACUGAAGGGAUGCAGUAUGAGUACAACUCCGUGUACUUUGACCAGUCGGACCUGAUGUCCUGGACGCCUGACCACAUGUCCUGGUGGCCAAACCCUCUAGAGUUCCGCGCCUGCUACAUUAAGGUGAAGAUAAUGAGUGAGGACCGUGUGACGGUGCGUACCAUCAGUUCGGGCGGGACCCACCCGGUGACGCGGGGGAAGGUGUACGGUCUGCGGGACGACCAGUCUACCGGGCAAGGCAACGUCUCCGCCACCUGCAUCGAGUUCAAGUGUGCCGGUAUGCUGUACGACCAGGACCAGGAGGACAAAACCUUUGUGGAAGUCGUCCCUCAAGGCAACUGCAGACGUAUCCGCAUAAAGGACGAGCUGGACGAAUACCUGCGUCUCCACCCGCCCGUCCACGAACAGAAAUCCGACAGACGCUUCGCUUUCUACGCGCCACUCGACCAGCUGGGCCACAACUACGGUAUCUACACCGUCACGGCCCCCGACCCUUCAGUCGCGAAGAAUACCGCGGUGGGGCGCUGCUUUAAGGGUUCGUCGGACAUGACUGCGAACGUCAUGUCGCCGAGAGCGGGCGUGGCUGUUGUGUUCAUCAUACGAGGUGCCAUGGCCCGUACAUACGUACACGUACAAAUCAGCAACAGUACCACCACCAAAAGGGACUGGAAGUUGAAAAUCGCCGACUGCAAAAAUGAAAGUACCAUUUCGUCAAAGACUCAGAACUAA